Plasmodium knowlesi strain H is the source of this 3681-nucleotide messenger RNA. Its product is annotated as conserved Plasmodium protein, unknown function. Gene Ontology annotation, cellular component: NatC complex. Gene Ontology annotation, biological process: N-terminal peptidyl-methionine acetylation. The transcript is spliced from 2 exons. Lineage: Eukaryota; Apicomplexa; Aconoidasida; Haemosporida; Plasmodiidae. The record is from RefSeq and is a predicted model, not a curated record. The coding region runs from base 1 to 3681 and encodes 1226 amino acids.
AUGGAGGCGGAGAAGAACUACUUCGACAUAACAGACUUGCUCCGGCGGAAUGUGGAAGAUCUGAACGAUGAAGACGAAAUCAGAGUGUGCGACUUCUCCUAUGAGAAGUACGUCUGCUCCCUCGAAAUGGGAGACAACAAAUUGGACGUGGGGAUCAAGCCAGAAAAAAGAAUUACAAUAAAAGAAUGUGAAGAUAAAAAAUACAUAUCGGAGAAUAUCAGUUUGGAAGAUAUGCUUCUCAUUAUGGACAACCUGAUCCUCCAACAGGUGAAGGUUCUCCUGGGGAAUCACCCGUUUUUAACUGUCCUGAGUUGCUACUUCCUUCACGACUCAAAUAUUAUUAAUUGUAAUAAGGACUCAUUUUUUUUUGAAAAAAUCUUUUACAAAUGUAUAAAGGCCUUUUGUGCGGAUAGCAUAUAUAUGAACAUUUUCGAGAAUGACAAUCGGGCGUUCGUUCAGCUUAUGCGGAGGGGGAUAGGAGGGGAGGUCGCAGUACAGGAGAAGAGUGCAAGUGGUGGAGGGGAUCAGCACACACAGACGGAUAGAUAUUCUACCGAAGGAGCCCCAACGAAAGUGAACAGUACGCAAGACGAACACGACGUCCACCGCCCCAUAUGUGAAGAGGGUUACUUCAGAAAUAACAUGUUCACCUUCUUUCAGUUGUUUUUAAUCCUUUACGCAUCAACAGCGGAAAUUAUAGACCACAUUGUCACAAAGAAUAACUGGCUUCAUAGGGAUGACUACAAAAUUGGGUUGAUAAAAAUAACGGACUCGUUAAUUUACCACUGCAGGCGCAGGAGGCGGUACGUGAUGAAGAACCUCUUUCUCGUGAAGAGGUGCUUUGCCAUGUUUCUGGCGCGGUACGAAUCGGCCCUAGAGGGGGUGCAGAAGAAGUUAGGCAAGAAGGGAAGUGUGCAUAAAGAUGGGGGCAAAAGUGAAGGUAAAAAUGAAGGCAAAAGUGAAGGCAAAAGUGAAGGUAAAAAUGAAGGCAAAAGUGAAGGCAAAAGUGAAGGCAAAAGUGAAGGCAAAAGUGAAGGUAAAAAUGAAGGUAAAAAUGAAGGUCAAGAGAGAGGCAACAAGGAAGACCACUUAGCAGACCCACCUGGGGGCACCGUCCUGUCCACCCUUCGCAGAAUUCAGUUUGCAAUUCACCUGAACACGAUGCUAAGUCAGGUCGUUUUAGAAACGAAAGAGGUGAACCCUGACUCAGUUAAGGAAAAUUGUAAAGAGCUCCUAAAAUGCAUAAGUAGGAUCAGCAAAGAAUUAGAUUCCAAAGGUCAGGUCCAAGACAAAAAGAUCCGAAAGAAAUAUUUUAAUAAAUAUCUUUUAAUGUAUAAACUGAAAAGUGUGUCCAAGCACAUAACCAAAAUAAGUAUCCAUGAGAGCUACUCCUUCUUCGAAAAGGUUACUCUGGAUGUAGAAUAUAUCACGGAGCAUUUCCAACGCAUAAACUCCAAGUCCAGUUUCUUGGAUGUUAAGAACAUAGUACAUUAUAUAAAAUUUUAUUCUGCCAGUCAUAACGUUCUGGUGAAAUGCAUUUCGAGGGGGUAUAUCCAAGAAGUGAUGAAUAACACAAAGGGGGACUUCUUUUCCAGGGAAAGAUACCUACUACUUAAGGAAGAGGUAAAGGCUAAAAGUUUUUUUCACAAUUUGCAAGGGGAUAACACCCAUAGCAAUGUGGAACGUGCUGAGGAUAUAACAUGUAGAAAAUUGGAAAAGGAGGAACAGAUACCAAAAGAGGAACCACUUGAAAAGCGAGAAGACACCCAGGUGGAUCGCAUAACGACGAACGGAACCCCCCUCGAUGAACUUAUCGGCAAAUCGAACCAUCAAUGGGACGAUUACGAUGAACACCCAGAUGUAGGUCAUUACUACUCACUCUUCCUAAACACGUACAGAAAGGAAGAGGCAGAUGAUGAUCCCUCUACAAAGCGCCUAAAUGAGGAAUUCUCUCAAAAUGUGAAGAAAAAUAUAUUUGUCAAUUUCUUCCUUCACUUAUUUUUCAACGAAUCGCAUGUAAUACUAGAAGAAGUAUCCAAAGAGGAUCCCAAUUUUUUUGUCAAAUCUAUUAUUUUUAAUGAUCUGUGCUAUUUUGGUUUUGCCCCGCGUCUCCUAGUGUUACUGUCAAAUUUUUUUUAUUCUCCUGAUACUUUUUUUUUCGCUAUGGAGCAUGUAUACCAAGUGGACAAAGGAUUGACGUAUACAAAUGAGAAGGAAUACAAGGAAUUGGGGGGAAUGUUUUUCACCCCUUGGGAUGUUAAAAAAAUGGAACGAGAUUUGCACAUGCAUUUCCCUUAUCUGAUAAAUUAUAUGCAGGAUGAGGGCUCCCUUGUGGAGUUGUUAACCCAGUUGGACGAAUUUAUCGACGAGUGUGCAGGGGUAGAGAACGUACCUUGGGAAGUAGACCAAAGCAGGUCCGAUGAAAAGCGUGAAAGUAACUAUGUUUCUGAAUGUAGGGGCACCCACCAGGGGAGCACCACCGAGGGGAAAAAACAACCCAAGGAAGAACGCGCCGAAGAUGCCAAACACCCUAAGGGCGGUAAUGACGCCCGCACGGACGAACGCAACACCAGCCCAGCGACCGUAACCAGAAGGCGCAUGAAACUGACAGUUCUGUGUAAGAUAUUUCACCUGUUCAUGGAGUAUCUGGAGAUAGUCUUAAAAAAAAUCCUAAACUUUUCCUUUCUACUAGCCGCUAGGGAACAUUCCAAGUUGAGCGGAUUACACACAGACAUGUGCGUAUUGUACACCCUCAUGAAAAUUCUGACUUACUACUUCAAAUUGUACAAUAUGAAGAGCGAAAUGGAGAGCGUGGAAAAUUAUUUUAACUGCAUUUUCCACACGGUGUUAAUUGAUUACAGCUGUUUAAGCCUAUAUACAAACAUGCCAUCCGAUCAGGAAUAUUCCUUUACCUAUUACGUUAUGUCAUUGUGCUAUAAAGAAUUGGCGGGCACACUACAAAGAGGAUUAAAAUUAAAUUAUAAUGAAAAUAGGAAUAAAUUAAUUUAUUCCUUAAUUUAUUAUAUUCUGUAUCUUUACUCAGAUUUUUUGAUGAUCUAUUUUAUUUAUUUCUCCUACACCAAUGUGGAUUCGGAACCCAUCGAGCAGGAUUCCUACAACAUGAAGUACAAGGCAUGGAAUUUUUGUUACCCAGAUAUUUCAAAAAUUGACUUUUACAAUUUUCAGAAAAAUAAAGCUGCCCUCAUUAACGCUGUCCUCACGAAGAAUUUAAAAAUCACCCUUUCCCAAAAUGAUGAAAUCAACAUAGGGGUGAAAAAAAAAAUUAAAAAUUUAGCUCAAGUGAAAGAGAGCUAUCGCAAUUUGAAGAAACGUAUUUGCAAAUACUCCAACUUGUUAGAUAUUAAAAAUUACUUAAGUCAUACUUUUCGCUUUUUCGAGAAAACCUCCUCCGAGGUGGACAUUUGUUCCUACUUUAAAGGGUGUAUAAGCGAAAUUCACAAACUUAUAAAAGAUGCCACCAGCUAUAAGUACGACAACAUCGAUUUCGUUCGUAUUUUCCUAAAUUCGUACGAAGAUAAUUUGAUAAAGUCUUACAAGAAUUUCCCCCCAUUUUGCGUUGAAAAUUCUUCCAUCUUUUUGAACCCCGAUUGUGAGGUGGUUAACGGCCACUCCUAUUUUUUAAGUGUGCAGGAAAGGAAGAAAAAAAUAGACAUAAAAUGA